This is a messenger RNA of Cladophialophora psammophila CBS 110553, 1173 nucleotides long. RefSeq lists its product as uncharacterized. The transcript has a single exon. The record is from RefSeq and is a predicted model, not a curated record. NCBI's taxonomy places the organism in Eukaryota, Fungi, Ascomycota, Eurotiomycetes, Chaetothyriales, Herpotrichiellaceae. Bases 1 to 1173 code for a protein of 390 amino acids.
AUGACUGCACCGUCUUUUACACCCUCGUCGGCGUUCCUCGAGCUCGUCGCGACGUCGUCACUCAACUACCGCGAGUGCGCGCUGCUGGGGCUCAUGGCGCUGAUCUCGCACGAACCCACCUCGAACAAUAACAACGUCCUGCUGGACGAGUACAUCGCGACGGCGCUGCACUACGGCGCGACCGAGUCCGAGAUCCAGAACGUCGUCUUCCAGUCCAGCUUCAGCGUCGGGGCGGCCAGGGCUGUGGUCGUGCGGGCCCGCGUCGAGGCCGCCCUCAAGUCGUCGCUCCGCGGCCGGCUGCACCAUCUAGAGACGGAGCUGUUGGUGGGAGAAGCAUCCGGAGCGCACAAGACGGUGGUGCGCGACUCGGAUCCCUCCAACACGAGCGUCGUGCCCAUCGUGCUCAUCCAUGCCUUGGGCUUGGAUCGCAGGAUGUGGGACGCUGUCUUCGCCAGCCUUGCCGCGAGCAGGAGUGGCACGGACCAGAACAGUCCGCCGCGUGUCAUCUCCUACGAUCUGCGAGGCCACGGGUACGCGGCCCACGCGCCGUCGGCGCAGUCGCUCACCCAGCUUGCGGCCGACCUGAACAGUCUACUCGAGGCACUGCAGAUCCCCCGGGCGGAUGUCUACGGACAAUCCUACGGCGGGGCCGUGGCGCAGUACUUCGCGCUCGAAUACCCCCAAGCCACGCGGUCAGUCGGCCUCAUCACGACGGCAGGCGAAGCCCAGCCGUCGUGGAAAACCCGGGCGACCAGGGCCGAAGAAUCCGGCUCGGUGAUGCCGCUCCUCCCCGAAACGCUGCUGCGGUGGUUCACGCCCGAAGCCAUCGCGCGGAACGAAUGGGGUGUGCGCUACGCACGGUCGUGCGUGGAGAGAAUCUCGGUCCAGGACUGGGGGGACGCAUGGCAGUGCAUGAGCGGGCUGGACACCCUGGGUAGAAUACAGGCCGGCGGCGUCAAGUGUCCUGUGCUGCUGGUCUGCGGGGUGCAGGACAAGAGCACCGGCCCGAUGUGGAUGGCGAGGUUGAAAGAAGCGUGUGAGAAGGGCGGUAGUAGACUGGUCGUGUACAAGGAGGUCGAUCCGGGAGUGCAUAUGAUGGCGUUGGAGCAGGGCGAGGCUCUGACGAAGGAGAUAUUGGAGUUCAGGAGGGUGGUGGAUGGGGAGGGCGUGUAG